Molecule: messenger RNA, 767 nt
Organism: Didymella exigua CBS 183.55
Lineage: Eukaryota; Fungi; Ascomycota; Dothideomycetes; Pleosporales; Didymellaceae
Exons: 2
Coding region: 103-606 (167 amino acids)
Source: RefSeq, a predicted model, not a curated record
CUAUGAGAUCAGUGACGCAGUCGUGAACAUCACCAUCAUCAAACGACUGCAGCUCAAUUGCAACUAUAUCCUGCAAGAUCAUAUCAAGCACGAAUCUUCUUGAUGCGCCUCCUCCGAAACAUAAUAUUGAAUUUGGGAAAGAGACGUUACGCACAGGUCCACGACGUCAGAGUUGAAUACUCGAGAUACCCUGCAAAAGAUAUACUUGAGCAGGAGUCGAGCGAAGACAAUAUGUCGCAGUCAUUGAAUGUAUUCAAGAAGCCCCUCGCCCUCCACUCCACACAGCCCCUGACAGGCUUCACACGCUCCGGCUACUGCGAAGCGCCCAAGUCCGACUUCGGCAACCACAGCAUCGCUGCCAUCGUCACAGAGGAGUUCCUGGACUACAGCGCUGCGCAGGGAAACAAUUUGCGCGAUGCUGGGCUCAAAGGCGGCUGCAAGUGGUGUCUCUGCGUGAGCCGUUGGAAGGAGGCUUUUGAGAAUAGGACGGGCGAUGAUGACAAGAAGGUGCCGAAGAUCGUACUGGCGGCUACAAAUCAAAGGGCGCUGGAGGGCGUGGAUCUGGAGGUGCUGAAGAAGUUUGCUGUGGACAAGGAGGAGAAGUGAUAAGGUCGUCUUUGGGAGUUACCCGCAUUGGACAAAAUAUUACUAUUCUCUCUGAACUGUCUUUGUUGUGAAUUCACCUCUCUCUCAAGCCGAAUCUAUGUUCCGACCUCCUUUCGCACCGCGCCUUCGAAUGCGUCUCGUGAUGAUAUCAUACCCCGCGC